Messenger RNA from Pipistrellus kuhlii (Kuhl's pipistrelle), 676 nucleotides. It is a transcript of the gene MAJIN, whose product is annotated as membrane anchored junction protein. Gene Ontology annotation, cellular component: nuclear inner membrane. Gene Ontology annotation, molecular function: DNA binding. Gene Ontology annotation, biological process: homologous chromosome pairing at meiosis; meiotic attachment of telomere to nuclear envelope. NCBI's taxonomy places the organism in Eukaryota, Metazoa, Chordata, Mammalia, Chiroptera, Vespertilionidae. The record is from RefSeq and is a predicted model, not a curated record. The transcript is spliced from 8 exons. The coding region runs from base 14 to 676 and encodes 220 amino acids.
UUGUGUGGAAGCAAUGAGUUUAAAACCCUUCACCUACCCGUUUCCAGAGACAAGAUUUCUUCAUUCAGGAACAAGUGUGUAUAAAUUCAAAAUCAGAUAUGGUGACAGCAUCAGAGGGGAAGAUGUAGAAAAUAAGGAAGUCAUCAUCCAGGAGCUGGAGGAUUCUAUUCGUGUGGUCUUGGGAAAUUUGGACAGUCUGCAGCCAUUUGCUACAGAACACUUUGUUGUAUUUCCCUAUAAAAGCAAAUGGGAGAGAGUGUCCCACUUGAAAUUCAAAAACGGCGACAUCGUGUUGAUCCCCUAUCCAUUUGUUUUGACACUGUAUGUGGAGCUGAAGUGGUUUAAUGAGAACCUGUCAUCUGGGAGACCAGUCGAUGACGGUUCCCUUGGAUUGGUCCUUGCCGAGAGGAAAGCAGCAAGAGCCAUGAAGAAGAAACGAAAGCGCAUGGAACUGUCCAUCUCUCCCAGCAGGCCAGGGCCGGACAGAACAGGGAAAGAAACACCCAGCAGGGAUGUCAGGAGCCUCCAGCAUUUGAUGGCGCUGAUGGCCAGGCACAGGGUUCUAGGUGGGAGGAGAGCCCACCAGGAGAGACUAGCCCACCGCUGCAGCAAAGCAACGCACCUCCACCUGCGGGCCCCACAGGCCCGGGGACCGGUGGCUUCUUUGGGUUUCUGA